This is a messenger RNA of Oikopleura dioica, 408 nucleotides long. NCBI's taxonomy places the organism in Eukaryota, Metazoa, Chordata, Appendicularia, Copelata, Oikopleuridae. The record is from the annotation of a GenBank genome assembly.
AUGGAAGCUGAACUUCGAGACAUAAAAGAAACAAAUUUGAUCAUGCGAAGCACUUUGGCGAAGAUCAGAACAGAGUGCAAUAUUCUUGAGAGCGAAAUUCACACGCUGAAGAAUCAACUCUCCGAUCUGUCGACGGAGCGAUAUCGAGUUCCACAGAUGCAGGCGGAUGAUCCGAGCAACGAGGAUCAAGGAAGAAGCGUACAACUUUUAAAGACUACUUUUGAUUUUUUACAAAACAACAUAAAGAGAUUGGACGAAGAAGUUCAGAGUAUGAAAGACCAGCAAGCGAAUAUAGACUUUUCAAAGGAUCGAGAUGCGCAGCGACUGACAGAAGCAUUGGACAUAAUUAUAGACGGGAUGCAGAUUGACGAUGCGGAUAGCGAGCUUGAGAGCCUUAUAUUUUCGUAA